AUGGGUGUGGAGCAUGUCGACGCCUUUGGCAUGUCCAUCCCUGUGAGGAAGAAGGGUCGGCACCACCUCGCCUUCAGUCAGGGCAGCACCCUCGCGCCGGCCUCCGCAAAGACCUACCUGAGCCACGCCUUUAAGGACCACCUGGAGGAUGUCAAGGACGCAAUGGCCCGCCUGGCGUCAGCCGUGCCAGAAGCCGAGCUGGGCAAGGCGUGCUACCCCCUGUACGAACACUUCCGCCCCGCAUGGAAAGGGUGGGGCCAGAGCGCGGAGCUGGACAUCGACGGCAUCUGCCAGCUGGCGCACGGCGGCGCCUGGAAGGAAUACGCCCCUUGA
This is a messenger RNA of Auxenochlorella protothecoides, 333 nucleotides long. RefSeq lists its product as hypothetical. Lineage: Eukaryota; Viridiplantae; Chlorophyta; Trebouxiophyceae; Chlorellales; Chlorellaceae. The record is from RefSeq and is a predicted model, not a curated record. The transcript has 2 exons. The coding region runs from base 1 to 333 and encodes 110 amino acids.